CCUUGUGGUGGCCCUGCCGUGCCCUGCCUUGUUCUUUACUUCUUUAUCUUCCUUCGACUUCCAGCGGCGAUUCAUAGCUCUACAUCUUCCAUUUCGGGAUCACGGAGCCCGGCACUUGGUGAUCGGCGAAGAUCGGUCUACCGGAUUUUCCAGUCUGAUCUCUUAGUCAGACAACCAAAGAAAAUCCAAACAACAAAUGUUCCUAAUAAGCCCAGAUCAUAACUGCUCACUCGUCGUCUCUUAUUGAUCAUCUCUUCUUUCAACUCUCGUUCUCCUAGUUUACUAAAUUGAGGUGUGGAGAAAGGGAAAUGGAGGAGGAAGAAUUCAGGAAGAGAAACACGGAUUGCGUCUACUUCUUGGCCUCUCCUCUCACAUGCAAGAAGGGGAUUGAUUGUGAGUAUCGACACAACGAGCUUGCAAGGCUCAACCCGAGAGAUUGUUGGUACUGGUUGGCUGGCACCUGCGUUAAUCCAACCUGCGCUUUUAGACAUCCACCACUGGAUGUUCAUACUGAAGAACCUUCUGAAUCGGCCUCAUUGUCACACCAGUCGUCUGUUCCUGCGAACAAGGGCAGCAUCCCCUGUUAUUUUUUCUUCAAUGGAUUCUGCAAUAAAGGUGACAAAUGCCUAUUUUUGCAUGGUCCUGAUGGCAAUGUAGCUUUUGGGAAACCUUCUAAGACAAAGUCAGCUGUCCCUGAUGUAGUUCCCUCUGAAAAUAAGUCGCUAGCAGGAAAUAAUAUUCGUUCUACACUAAUUGAUGCUCAUCUUAAUCCAUCUGAAAAUGUUCCAGAGGUACCAGCGGACAUCCAGUUACGAUGCAAAAAUGUUCUCCAGCUUCCUGUCCCCAUUGAUGCUCUGCAGCAAAGUCCAUCUCCACUGAUAGAUGUAUUUGAGAGCAAAGAAGCUGCUAUGCACAUGUCUAACUCCUUGGUUCCAGUGCAGGGCUUUAUCCAAAAGAGAUCUGGUUGGUGCAAAGAUCAGAGUUCAGAGGAAGAACUGGAUAACCAUAUUGAUCCAGAAGAUUUGAGGGAAUCUUCCCCGGGCUUUGAUGUUCUUGUGGAUGACGACAAAUCACAGCAUAUGGGUUAUGAGGAUAAUCCAGAGUACUUAUUGGUUCAUGAUGGAGAAUGCGCGGAACUGAAUAGCCACUUCUUGGGGUAUGACUUUGAAGACCCAAUUGAAUGUAAUCAUAUGUACACUGAAGUGGAACUUGUACAUGAGGGUAAGAGAGAUGAUUCUUUUGAUUGUUUAGACAACGAGCAUUUGUUUGACAAUGCCAGAAAGGUUCUUAGGCACUCAAGGCAGAGGAUAAUUGACACCAUAUCCUCCCGGAAGAGGAAAAUCUUUCCUACUGAAUUAGAUGCUAAUAAAUACGGGGUUAGGGAUCUUCGAGAAUGUCUGAGGAAAAGUCGAAUAACUGAUGGUCUUUCAACAGCUCGAUUACCAAGAAGGCAUAAAUCAUCUCAGCUGAAUGGUGAGAGUCAGGGAGGGCGUCGGAGGCACGGUGUAACUAGGCGGCUUCAUGGAAGAUUGGGAUCAGAGGUGGGACACAAUUCUGUUGAAUCACUUGGAGUUUCUGGAGCUCUUUCAAAUGGUGACAAGCGUCGCGGCUUUCCUAGGCAUUCAAUGCGGAAUAGGUUGAGGCAGCGCUACGAGGCAAAAAUGAAUGCCAAACCGCGGUAUCCUGCAUCUGAAAUCUCAAGGAAAGAAUUUACGAGUGAGAGGAUAUCAACUCAGGCAUCUAGUGUGUUUUCAGGACCAAAGACCCUUUCACAGAUUAGAGAAGAGAGGAGAAAAAAGGAAGAAAACAGGGAUUGCUGUAGAAAAGUAGAACAUUCUAAUACAACUGCAUCUGCAGAUUUCCAGGGUCCUAAACCUCUGACUGAGAUCCUCAAGAAUAAAAGGAGGCUAUGUUCUGUUGUGGAUGGUGAUAUUAGCAGCAGCUAAGUGGAGAUCUGUACCUAAAGGAAACAGGAGAAUUCAGUUUCAAGUGCUAUUUUUUUACUAGCCUUUUGGGUGAUAAGACUGAGAGUGAUAUUCUUAAAUGUGAUGGGAUCCUGUUGCUUGAAGAGUACUCUCUUAUUCCUGCCAUUUUGUCUGGUAUUCUUGUACCGUGUGAGUUACUCAGUCCGACCAAUGCAUUGGCAUUGAAAUUUCAAUCUAGUUGCUUUGUCUAUGGAGCUGUGCUUUUA
Tripterygium wilfordii is the source of this 2191-nucleotide messenger RNA. Its product is annotated as zinc finger CCCH domain-containing protein 34-like. Gene Ontology annotation, molecular function: metal ion binding. NCBI's taxonomy places the organism in Eukaryota, Viridiplantae, Streptophyta, Magnoliopsida, Celastrales, Celastraceae. The record is from RefSeq and is a predicted model, not a curated record. Bases 309 to 1946 code for a protein of 545 amino acids. The transcript has 3 exons.